AUGGAACUACAAGCCAUGUCAAGGGAAGGCAAAGAAGUUAAUAAGAUGCUGUCGGCAGAAGUUUGGCGAAUAAUUUCAUCACCUUAUCCUGUAUCUCUUAUGGCUCUCCAUGGCAUUCUUCUGCUAGACCAAGAUGGUGAAGCUUUUGAGAGAUUUGUUGUAGCAAAUCCUUGUAAGAUCAAACGCCUAGUAUCGUGUAUUCUAGCCGUUACUGCAGUUCGACCGAUCGACGCUGAUCUGCUGAGAGAACUUUGUCGGUGCGAAUACUUCCGCGACCAACUACUUCAGGAAUGUCCGGAGUUGCUUGAUGCGUUGCUUGCGAAAUCCGCAAGUGGGAAUGAACAGGCAAGUUAUACCGCUCUUUGCCUGCAAAUAUUAAGCCAACAGCUUCCCUAUAGUGUUGCACUUCCAGCAUCUGUCGAAAGCUUCUUCAUCGAAAUUGUAUCCCGUGCCAUUCAGGAUCCGAAUGCAAAGACACUGGUAGCCGCAUAUGACUUACUUACCGGGGCUUGCCAAAAACUAGCCGAGAUUUUACCAUAUAAUGAGUGGAUGACAUUUGAAGAUGGUCUUAUUCAAAUCGUCAAAGGCUCAAAGACAAUCCAAGAUCAGUCACUAAGCCUGCUCUGCCUCGGAAUACUCAAAAUUCUAGGCACAAGUUCGCUGAAAUCGGACAAUGGCGCUGAUUCAGAAGCAGCAGAAUUCUUUAAAGGCAACAAAGCAUCGAAAUCUGUUAAUCUGGCUGUGCUUCAGGCCGCUUGGGUCACUAAGACGGCGCACAUGGUUGUCAAGGCAAAUGUGCUUAGGAGCCUUUCCAUUGCAUUGAGCAUUGUUGAGCAUGUGCCCUCUUCGGUGCUGGACGCAUGGAUGCGGACUAUAGAAGGUCAGGCAUCAAUUUUACGCUUGAAGUCACGAUCUCAAGAUACAAGUCUUCAUAUUGACAUUCGUUUGAAAUUAAUUUCAUUGAUUUCCAAGAUAUUACGAUCGCAGAACGUACCGACGAAGCUCCUGCCCCAGAUAGAGAAUUUACUGGAUAGUCACGAAUUUUUGAGCGCAGAUAGCACCGUCUUUAAGCAUGCUAUGGAGGCAGUACUGUCUUUUUGCGUGAUACCUAUCAGCGAUUCGACCUAUGCUAGUAGCUUUCAUGUUGAAAUAGAUGGUAUUUGUGCGCCAAUCAUCCUCGCCGCCACUACCGCUGGAUCGGACCUGGCUGCAUGUAACGAUUCUCGGGACUGUCAAAUAACACUUCUUGCAGCAAGACAUUCGCUAGCAGAGGAACUCGCCGCGCUGUGGUUACUUUCAGCUGCUAGAGCACCCGAAACUAGCCAGAUUGAGGCCAGAACCAUGAGAUCUUUGCAGAUGCUUGGAGUUUUGCGUAGCGUAAAGGGUAAAGCAGGUUUCAAGUGUAAAGACACAACAAGCUUCAUGAAAGACAAAAUUCGAUAUUUUUCGAAUUUGCAACGGGUCUGGCAAGAGCAAACCCCUAUCAAACUGGCUGGGACGAUAUGCGAUGAUCUUGAAAAGCGUUGCGAAACUGCAGAAAAGCCAUUUCGUGAGACGAGUACACAAGUACAAGCCCUUCAAUACAAAUUAACCGACUUGGAGGGUCGUAACGACGAGCUGAAGCAGAGAAUUAGUGACCUAACCUUUCGGUUACAGUCCAAAGACGCUGAGACAACACAUGUACAAGAAGCACUGCAGCAAGAAAAUGAGAGAUUAGUUGAGCGAGCGCAUAACCUUGAGAUCGAUCUCAAAAACGCUAAAGAUACCGCCGAGCAACAGAUUCAGAACUUAUACGCCAAGAGCAGAAAGAAGGAACUCGACCUUCGCAUCUGUCUAAGUGUAAUGUCCAGCAUGCUCGAUGAAGCAACCUCUCUUGCCGAGAAAAUGCAGCGAAUUAAUUCUUUGAUUGAAACCAAGUUACAAGAAACUGAGAUCAGGCUGACUCGGAUAAUGGAGGAGCAUGAGAAGCUGAGAAUGGAAAUGAAGGAUAAAUCCCAAGAACUGCAGGAUCUGCGGGGUUCCGAUGAGUCCAUGAGGAACGAUAUUCUCAUCCUCACGCGUUUACGGGAAGAAGCAAUGACUUCAUUGGUUCGAGUUCAGCAGGACCUCGAUGAAGCCCAAAAACGCGCAGAACAGUCAUGUUUGGACCACGCAACUGCAAUUGAGAGCUUAAAAAGCAGAUUCCAGCAAGAUGCGUUGGAUCUUGCUGAAGAGCUGGGCAAAAUGCAGGAGGGAUUUGAGGCCGAAAACCACAAGCUGAAGGAGGAUGAUUGUCACUUAGCCUCAUGCUUGGAAAUUGAAAAGGCCAUGAAGAAAAAUCUUCAGGUUCAAAUUGAACAAGCAAAAUCAGAUCUACGCAGGCAGCAGAAGCGAGUCGCUCAAAUGGAGAAGACGAUCGCGGAACAGGAGGACGAAAUAGCUGAAUUGAAUGCGAUCAGACGAGCGAUUGCAGAAGCGGCUGAUGAAAUUCAGCCGUCCGAUACACUGUUCGAAUUCGGUUCAGCCGAGAACGACUCGAGGCCAAAGCGAGCAAAGCCUCACAAGCAGUUUCGAGUGCCGGUCAGCUGGCAGCCGCGUCACAGUGGCGCUGAGACACCGAAGUGUGUCAAGAAACGACCACGGCGUAUUCCACUCGCAGAAGUCUCAGCGGAUCGAAGAAAUCUGUGGCCCGUGGAAAAGUCUGCGACGAAUUAG
Verruconis gallopava is the source of this 2694-nucleotide messenger RNA. RefSeq lists its product as uncharacterized. NCBI's taxonomy places the organism in Eukaryota, Fungi, Ascomycota, Dothideomycetes, Venturiales, Sympoventuriaceae. The record is from RefSeq and is a predicted model, not a curated record. The transcript has 8 exons. The coding region runs from base 1 to 2694 and encodes 897 amino acids.